AGUCAAGAAGAAGAGGUUGCCCGAUUACGAACGGAACUCAGUGAUCUGAUCCGGGAAGAAGCAAUGCUGCAAGAUCGUCUGGUCGAGAGUCGUCGUCGGAUGGAAGCAAUUGAAACGGAAAAUCGUGUAACUCAAACACGAAUUGACAAGGUGAGUGAGUAA
Molecule: messenger RNA, 162 nt
Organism: Echinostoma caproni
Lineage: Eukaryota; Metazoa; Platyhelminthes; Trematoda; Plagiorchiida; Echinostomatidae
Source: the annotation of a GenBank genome assembly